Messenger RNA from Panicum virgatum (switchgrass), 1552 nucleotides. RefSeq names its product WRKY transcription factor 55-like. The transcript is spliced from 3 exons. The record is from RefSeq and is a predicted model, not a curated record. NCBI's taxonomy places the organism in Eukaryota, Viridiplantae, Streptophyta, Magnoliopsida, Poales, Poaceae. Bases 515 to 1246 code for a protein of 243 amino acids. Gene Ontology annotation, biological process: regulation of DNA-templated transcription. Gene Ontology annotation, molecular function: DNA-binding transcription factor activity; sequence-specific DNA binding.
UGUAGAUGGCAAAGCGGAAUGUGAUAACCAAACCCGCUUUUGAAGCUCUUCACUGUUUCAAUCAAGAACGGAAGGCCGCAUAUAUGCUACUGGUGUCUGCAUGCUUUCACAAUAAGAAACAUGAACAAGUGUUUCGCAAAAAAAAAAACAGAGACAUGAACAAGUGUAACCAUGCAUGUCACGUUGCAUACAUGUUAAGUUUGGAAGUCCAAAACACGGUUAUUAGAGUCAAGCCUGUAUUAAAAAAAUUCUGGAAACAAGCAUGCACCACCUACUCCAGGUCAAGGGUCACCUGUGAGCAUAUAUGAGCUACAGGCUGCGCUUCUCUGCAGCACUGAACAAGGAGAAUACAAUCCAUCAUCUUCAGUUUGCGCCAGCCAAGGACUCAGCACCGAUUGCUGGGAAAUCUGUUGGAAGCUCUGCAAUUUCAAGGUAAUUUGCUGGAGCCAACGUGCAUCCUCAAGAAGUGGUCACUUCUCAAUCAGUUUCGAGACGUUGCAAGAGGACAGCCACCAUGGCUAAGAGGGGUGACUACAUGGUCAGCUCCAGCGGCAGCUCUAAUGGAGCCCAUAAAAGGCUGCUGCCGGAUUCUAGCAGCUAUGCCCAGGAGCAUGCUAAGAAGAGGGUCCACAUUAGCUCAAGAACUGAGUACACAUACGCACCAUAUCAUGAUGGCUACCAGUGGAGAAAAUACGGGCAAAAAAUGAUCCGGGGCAAUACCUACCCGAGGUGCUACUAUAGGUGCACGUUCCAUCAGGAUCAUGGCUGCCCAGCAACCAAGCAUGUGGAGCAAAGCAAUUCCCAGGAUCCGCCACUGUUCCGAGUAAUCUACACAAAUGAGCACACAUGCAGCAGUACCCAUGUCUCCGACUACAUGGCUUCAUCUAUACACAUCCAACAGAUUGCCGAUGCCUCUUUGAGAAAGGCAGAGAUGGAAAUACCUCGCCUGACCGACUGUGUUGCUGGCCACGGAUUGGUAAAAGAAGAGAAAGAUGCCACUGUCUCCUCCUUGCUCACUGUCAUCAAUGGCUGUGAUGUUGUAAAAUCUGAUGUUGGGCAUGCAGCUUUGCAAGAGAUCACACCUUUUCUGAUGGACAGAAACAGCUAUGAAGCCAUCCCUUCGGUUUCACCUGUACAGCUGGCGGCAUCAGAUGAACUGAAAACGGACUUUGUCGAACCACCAGAGUCCCACUGGUUUGAGCCUUUGGAUUUGGGUUGGUUUAUGGAAUACACGCAGACUGGUUGAUCUAUCAUCUAUUACUAAACGCAUUCAAAAUCAACCUUUGGCUUACCUACUCUAUGCAGAAUAUUUGUACUCACUCUGUUUAGCAGAGUUUCUUUUUGGUGCAGGGCAUACAGUACAAUUUUACCGAUCUGGUGCACGUGCAUUUUUGUGGAGUUGCGUGUAAUGUAAUGAACAGGUUUGCACAUUAUUGUGUUGUGGUAUAUCUAAUAAAAAAACAAACCUAGCUAGUAAACUUUGCUUUCUCAGUAAAAAAACUUUGAAUACCCACUACAAGGUAUUCCAUGGGCCUUUUGGUUUUGCUGUUCA